Messenger RNA from Arabidopsis lyrata subsp. lyrata, 1587 nucleotides. RefSeq lists its product as uncharacterized. The record is from RefSeq and is a predicted model, not a curated record. NCBI's taxonomy places the organism in Eukaryota, Viridiplantae, Streptophyta, Magnoliopsida, Brassicales, Brassicaceae. The coding region runs from base 282 to 1415 and encodes 377 amino acids. The transcript has 5 exons.
UCUAAUUCUCUUCAUAUGUUUUUCUCUAUAGAGUAGCAAUUAGAACUUCAAUCUUCAAUUUCAUUUCCAUUACCAUUGUUUCCGAUUCACAAAGUUGACUUUUUUGUCUUUGGUUUAAGCUUUAGUCACUUAUUUCCAAACACAAAUGCUACAGAGUUUUAUUAGCUUCUUCCAAUAUUCUUCAGUUGGGUGUACUAAAGUUUUGAAAUUUCUUUGUUUUAACAUUGAAAGUUUAUGUUUUGAUCUAUGAUGAUGAAUGUGUUAUAACUCUGUAUCUGUUUAUGUCGAUUCUAUGUGGUUGUUGCCCUCUUUUAGAAUGUGUUUACUGUCUUGGUUGUGCUCGUUGGGGUUAUAAACGUUGUCUCAAAUCAUUCAAGAUCUUAUUUAUUCUUUUGAUUCCUUCUAUAGACUCUUCUUCCUCAAAUCUUAUAUUUUUCCACAUUUUAUGUAGGAUGGAUGGGCGUGCGAAUAAUGCGUUCACCGUGGACGUUACAUGCUUUUCUCAGGCUGUAGAGUUUUACACCAAUUUGUUUGCGGCAACCCCGACUCGUCGUCCUCGUGCUCGUCAGGUCGAGCUCAAGCUAUCGCACUCUUCCACCGCAGUCUUUCAUACCGGAGCACCGUUUCCCACUGCUGGGAUCAUUAUUGAAACUCCUAACUUGGAUGCUGCCAUCGAUACAAUCGUGAAUGUCGGAGCGGUGGUUGACUUAGAAGCGCUCGAAGCUCCCAAUGGGUACAAAUUCAGGGAUCGAUACGGCUUUAACUGGACUCUUAGAGAGACUGAGACAGUGAUGGCUUCUGCUCAGCUUUGUAAACUGUGUCACUACGGAGCAUCAUCUGGUAUAAUCACUGCGCACCUUCUAGAUUUGUGUUUGGACCCCAAAACUUUGGAGUGGAUGAAUCUUCACAAUACACUUUUCUCGAGUUGUGUUAAACCUCGUCUUUGGUAUUCACUUGACAAGAAAUCGACGAGAUUAGAAAAUUAUCAUACUUAUUUUCAUAAAAACAGACUCGUUGAGUACUAUAGUUCUCGAUAUCCUCCUCAUGCCUGUCUCGCUGAAUUAACUAAACUAAUGAUGCGGUUGAUCGCGGUUCUCAGGUGGGCGCAAGUGGCAUUUUGCGUUCACCCGAUAUUGAACGCUCUUGCGGAAAAUGAGCCCGACCGUUACGAGAAAGCAGUGGAGCGUUACGAUAACCUUUUCAACCGCCUUCCAAGAUCUGUACAGAAACGGGAAAAUUGGUCUAAUCUCACUGAGCUUCGAAAGCAAGCAGUCGAUAGUGUUACAGAUCUACUUGGGUGGCUCCAAUCUAUGAUUUGGAGUCUUGACGAUAAUAAGGCGAUGCCUGCCAAUAUUGCCAUGUACAACGUAAUUGCGCAGGAAAUGAUGUUUUGGGAGCAGCAAGCAAGUCUUUAAUUAUUUCUCCCUAUGUUUCUUUAAAUUGUAUGUUUUCUAGAUUUUCAGACAUGGAUUUUAGGAUUGUUUCCACUUAAUAACUCUCUUGCAUACUGUUUCAGACAUGGAUGUUAGUUUGAGUAUUAUCGGUCUUGACUUGAGGCAAUGUUUAUUAUGCUGGAAAACUUACAUA